Messenger RNA from Vitrella brassicaformis, 1709 nucleotides. Lineage: Eukaryota; Vitrellaceae. The record is from the annotation of a GenBank genome assembly.
CGGCAUUCCACAAGAAGCGCUGCAAUGGCAGCUCAGUUCGGCUUGUGGUUUCCGUCCAAGAACGGUCGCGCAGAGAAUCCGAGGUUCAGAGUCCUCUGCCUCCACAGCGCGGGAAGCGCCGAAACGGUACUUACGCAGACAGCAGACACCUCAUUGCUUGCACUGUGGUGUGGUGUGUGUGGUGUGUGUGGUGUGUGUGGUGUGUGCAGAUCUACACCAACAAGGGCAGCCCUCGGCGGCCGUACCCCAACCCCCUGCUGCAGUGGUGCAUCGACAACGAGGUGGAGCUCCUUGCUGCACAGCUGCCCGGCAGACCGGGACCUCGCGCCAAGGAGCCAAGAAUCACGUCCGCACAGGAGGCCGCCAAACGCCUCUACGAGGUGCGGACGGAUGGCAGCUGAUGGCGGAUUAUGGCGGAUGGGGAUCUCUCUCUCUCUGUGUGUGUGUAUGUGUGUGUGUGUGUGCAGGUGAUGACUCCCCACUUUGCGGACGGCGUGUCGUAUGCCAUUGUGGGUCACUCGGUGGGGACGUGGAUAGCCUUUGAGCUCUUGUGCCUCAUCCGGGAGAAGCUGAAGCAGCAGGAGACCACCAGCACCACCACCCCUCAGGUGCCGCUGCCCAAGCACCUGUUCUUCUCCUGCAUGGUCGCCCCCGACUGGCCUGCCGACAAGAGGCCAUGGCGGCAGAACAAAGACCUCAAUGAGGAGCAGUUCAAAGAGGUGAAGCCGUGCCACUCACACACACACUCACAGACAGACAGACAGACAGACAGUCACACAGACAGACAGACGGACAGACAGACAGACAGACGUACAAGACCACACGUGUCGGCUGGUGUGUGUGUGUGUUUAGGAGUGCGGUCACUGGGACGUCAACAAGGAGGUAUUUGACAUGUGGGAUGUGUACGGUCCGCUGCUGAGGGACGACUUCACCAUAUUCGACUGCUACACAUUCACACACGACGGAUGCCAACCCUUCGACAUUCCCAUCACCGCAUGGUAGGUGUGGUCACCAACCACACACACAUACACACGCGGCGCCCAAUCCUCUCUCUCUUUCUGUGUGUGUGUGUGUGUGUGUAGGUAUGCCAAGCGAGACCGCAAGAUCAGCGAGGAGAUGGUGUCAGCGUGGCAGCGGUUCGUCAAGAAUUCCUCCAAGUUCACCCUCUCGUCCAUCGACGGCCACCACCUGUUCGUCUACGACAGCGGCGCCCGCACAGCCUGGAUGGACCAGAUAGCCCACAGGCUCGACCAGUGCCUGCUCGACGAGGAAUACGGCUUCUAGCCCAGCCGGCCACUCCACUGGCCCUGACAGUGUGAUGUCUGUGUUAGGUCCGUGCGUGAGGUCGGUCAGUUAGGUAGCUCUGUCAGUUUUUGUCUGUCUUGCCAAGAGACCUGAGCUCUUAUCAGGUGUCUAGGCAGGCAGGCAGGUUUAUCUGUGUAGGCAGGUUGAUUGGAUCGUCUCGACGGCUCGAUGGCCUGUGUCCCAUUGCAGUCAGUGCUUGCAGGUGCAUGAGUCUGCCGAAUUCGGGCAGGCUGAUGCUCCGGUGAGAGCUGCUGUGACAUCCCAGACCAGCGAGCUGUGUCGGUGUCGUAAGGUGUGCGGUUUGACUGACUAACGGGACGGGACGCUUCAUAGGAUCGUUCGGCAGGGGCGUUGCAGCACGCGUGGGUCUGACCUCUACCAAUAAACAGACAGACGCUCUGCCC